Molecule: messenger RNA, 706 nt
Organism: Drosophila nasuta
Lineage: Eukaryota; Metazoa; Arthropoda; Insecta; Diptera; Drosophilidae
Exons: 3
Coding region: 81-695 (204 amino acids)
Cellular component (GO): nucleus
Molecular function (GO): zinc ion binding
Source: RefSeq, a predicted model, not a curated record
GGUCACACUAAAAGUGUUCCGCUCUGCUCUUUAAGCUCUCUUCCAUUUGUAUUUUUGACAGAGAACGGACAAGUUGUAAAAUGAGCGGCAACAAAGCGGUCGUGGUGCUAAUGUGCCGAGUAUGCACCCGGGCAUGUAAAGACUACAAAACGCUGAAAUGUAAGAUCGACAUUGGGCGAGAGAGCAGCACAACGGUGGCAGAGAUGCUCACCUUUUGCGUUGGCUUGUCGUAUGAGCCGCAAGAUGGCGCCGCAGCACGUUUGCCACAGCAAAUUUGCAUGGAAUGUUUGCUAUUGGCGAAUAAUGUGUACAUUUUAAAGCGCAAGGUCGGUAACAACGAACUUUUGCGUUUGGGCCUCAAGGAGACGGACGAAGUAAUUGGCGAAGUUGAUGCCGAUGACAUCCUGGACAUUGAGCGCGAGGAGCACUUGUUGACUGGCGAUAGCCAGGAGGGUGAAGAUUACCUUGACGAUUCCAUGGAUGAAACGUCCGGCAAUGUCGUUGUCUCCGCCUCCCAGCAGCAACAGGCAACAACUGGCAACGCUGGCGGUGAAGUACUGUGCGAAGUGUGCGGCGAGACCACCUCUAACCGAUCCAAGAAAGGCCUCAAUGUGCAUAUGCGUGUCCAUAAUAAGAAGGCGCCCGUCACUGCCACCAGCAGCAGCAGCGUCGGCGGCGGCGGCACAACCAAUUAAAGUUUCACUAA